This is a messenger RNA of Meira miltonrushii, 1159 nucleotides long. Its product is annotated as concanavalin A-like lectin/glucanase. Gene Ontology annotation, biological process: carbohydrate metabolic process. The transcript has a single exon. Gene Ontology annotation, molecular function: hydrolase activity, hydrolyzing O-glycosyl compounds. NCBI's taxonomy places the organism in Eukaryota, Fungi, Basidiomycota, Exobasidiomycetes, Exobasidiales, Brachybasidiaceae. Bases 333 to 1118 code for a protein of 261 amino acids. The record is from RefSeq and is a predicted model, not a curated record.
UUCGAUCAACUAUAGAAUCCAAAGAUUUCCUUUAUUUAGAUAGACUCAUUUCCGAUAGAAACACGCCGGACAAUCUCAGUAAAGGUGUUGGAAAAGCAUUAUUGGAUUAUUGCAAAUCCCUUACACGAAAAGAAGGAAAGAGGUUUUUAUUUUCUGAUUGUUUUGCCGGACCUCCUUUUGGUCUUCGUGAAUAUUAUCAAUCCCAAGGCUUUCGCAUUAUUGGUCCUUUUGGCGUUCCGAAUAAACACGUAGACGGAACAGAUUGGCCAGGCGUAUUGUUGUGCUGUGAUUUGAUGAAAGAGUGAAGGGGGCUCUCCCUCUUUACAACCAAAAUGACUUCCCACGCAACAGAAAACAUUUACUGGACACCAGAUCUUACAAAGCCAAUCUCUCACUCGUUCACAUACGAUAUAGGAGGACAUGGAUGGGGAAAUGAAGAAUUGCAAACGUACACUGAUUCACCGCAGAAUGCGUACAUCACUGCACAAGGGGAUGCGCUCGUCAUUUGUGCAAAUAUAGAAAAAGACGAUCAAAAACCUAAUGGUGUUUCGUAUACAAGUGCUCGAUUGGUCAGUAAACAAUGCUUGGACCUUGAGCGUGGAUAUGUAGAGGCACACAUUCAAGCUCCUCAAGGUAAGGCGAUUUGGUAUGCGUUUUGGCUAUUACCCAAGAAGCCUUUCACGUGGCCAGGUGAUGGAGAGAUUGAUAUCUGUGAGGGUUGGGAUGGUAAACAUGAGAAUGGAAAUUGUGCUCAUUGGGGUCAUUUUAACGGAGAAGAUUAUAACAAACACAGGGUACGCUAUCACCCAAUUUCAAAAGAUCAACAUACAACCGGUCACACUUAUGGUUUUUGUUGGUCAGAAAGAGGAUUGAUUUGGUUCUUUGACGGAAAGCCUACAAUGCGUGCGAAUGUGCCAAAAGGUAUAAGGCCAUUCUCACAUUUUCAAAUCAUGCUCAAUAUUGCCAUUGGAGGAAAUGUUAUGCAAAAUGCAAAACCUCAAACGCCUUCAACACAUCAAAUGUUUGUACGUGAUUUGAAAAUUUGUCAAAGUCCUCCUAUGGGAUGGUCCUCGUUUGAUAUGGCUUGGAAACAAGCAUGCGAUGGCAAUACCAUGUAAAUUCUAUUCUUUUGAUCUUGGUUGUAAAUGAUAUGGUCCUC